Messenger RNA from Anopheles gambiae (African malaria mosquito), 4513 nucleotides. RefSeq names its product zinc finger protein Gfi-1. The record is from RefSeq and is a predicted model, not a curated record. The coding region runs from base 1312 to 2913 and encodes 533 amino acids. Gene Ontology annotation, cellular component: nucleus. The transcript is spliced from 3 exons. Gene Ontology annotation, molecular function: RNA polymerase II cis-regulatory region sequence-specific DNA binding; DNA-binding transcription factor activity, RNA polymerase II-specific. NCBI's taxonomy places the organism in Eukaryota, Metazoa, Arthropoda, Insecta, Diptera, Culicidae. Gene Ontology annotation, biological process: regulation of transcription by RNA polymerase II.
CAGCAGUGUUUACAAAACAUGCUGUACGCAGGAUCCGCUCCAGAACGAACGGGUAGGUUUGGUGGCAGAAGCGGCCUGUGCGUGCGUGUGUGUGUGUGUAUUAUUUUCGGCCAGCCCGAAAGCAGCCGAUCAGUGACGGCGAAAAAGCGCAGAACAGCGCGCUGGGUGCGUGUGUACACACAGCAGUAACAGCAGCAGCAGUAGUAGUAGGCCGUGUAGUAAGGUUGGUGGUGUGGUGGCGGGUUGUUGAUAACAACGCAGUUCUGUUUUACAGUGCGGGCAGAGAGUGUAAACCAACCACUGCUUCCUUUUGCCAACGGAUGAAGGAGUAGCUGCAACAAAUUGGUGACUGCUGGCAGGAUGUAAGUUUGUGCUGCCAAUGUUUUGCUCUACCCUGUGUGCCAAAAGUGCAUUUCGUGCUGAUUCACGACGCUGCGUGACACGGCCGUCGCGUAUCUCUCGGGCGCGAUUGCAAUCGCAACCGCCCAAGAUAAUACCCUCGAUCCCAAGCGCAAAGUUGCAGUUUCAUUGGCUCGUAAAUCGAUAAGAAAUUGGGCUUGCACAUUCGCCUUUUUCACCGGAUUGGAUUGGAAUUACUGCUUGUGUUUGCUCCCCCCCCCCGCAAGGAUGUAAUAAAAUCGAACACUUUGCCAAGUGACUGUGUGUGUGUGGGUGUGUGUAUUAGGUGGGUGGGAAAAAAGAGGUGUCGCACGGAAAAGAAACCGAAGAAGCAUCCGAAGAGGCGCAAAAAGGAUACCAGUGUGUGACGCGUAGUGUGUAGUGUGCGCGCGCGGCACAGGCGCAACAGAAGCGCGAGGCGACGAGGCGCGGACGAGAGAGAGAACGCGCGUGUGUGUGUGUGUAUGUCCCGGUCCCGGUCGUGCAUUGGGUUCGGCCCUUCUGCUGCUCCCUGUGUGUGGUGCGCCUCUACCGUGGCGACCAGCAGAGCACCAGUGAUGUCCCAUACCACCAGCCAGCAAGUCCACAAACCACACCGCCGCUGCUGCCCUAGCCACUCUGUGUGACUGUGUGUGUGUGUGUGUGUGUGUGUGUGUGUGUUUAAUUUUGUAGUGUUACUAGUGUGAAAAUACACAGAAAAAAUUAAUAUAAUAUCAGGAAGGACCGAAGAAAUACAGCCAAGUGUGUUAAGCUUAACUAAGCAGUGAACUGAAUUAGAAGAAACAAAACGUGAAAAGAUCUUAUCAAAAAUCUGCCUCAGCAAAAAUCAAUUGUGAAAAAAAGCUCCUCCUUUUUGUCCCGUACACACCUCAAAGCUGCGUAGUAAGUGUUCUGCUACUUUAGCUUGAUGCGAUGAACUUUUCACCGUUCGGGACACACUUUCCCGGUACGAUACCGGGAAUUCAUCAGUUUGCCAGCUCGGGACUGGUCACGAGCGUACCGACGACUUCGCACGACUCCAGCAACCGCUACCAUUCCAUCAACUCGAACGUCAACAUGGCCCACUUCAACCAGAGCCAUGCCCCCAUUCUGGGCAAGUUCCACCGGGACAGCCAGGAGUCGGGCGGAAACGGGGGGGCGGGCGGGGGAAGCGCCAGCUCGAACAAGUACAACGGGCACGGGGCCGGAUCGGGCAACGCGUCCAUCCCGACCACUACCGCGACGAGCGGCCAGUACUCGAACCCCUACAGCCAGCAUGCGCACGUGCCGGAGCACAAGCAGCGCGGCAGCAACAUGUACCAUCAGUCGGCGGUCGGCAACAGUUCGGCCGGGGGCGGUGGCGGCAGCAGCAGCAGCAACGGUGCCGCCCAGAGCGCGCAGGAGCUGAGCCAGGACAUUAGUGCGCUGCUGCAGCAGGCCGACAGCAAGCGUGUGCUGCAGAACCCGAGCUGGCAGUCGCUGACACCGGGCGCCUCCGUAGCGGACUAUCUGUCCCAUCUGCCCGGCAGUGCGCUGCCCCUGUCGCUGCACCACUUCCUCAAGUACUCGGCGGAGAACAUCAAGAAGGAGGCCCAGAACCCACUCACCAGCCUGGACAUGUCGCAGGCCCAGUCGCAGGCCCACGGAGGCGGUGGCCACGGUAGCAACAACGGUGCGGGCAUGGUGCUGCCCGCCUCGCAAACCAUUGCCAGCAUUCUGGGCCACCCGGGGCAGCAGGGACCAGGGCAGCACGGUCAGCCGCAGCAGCAGCAGCAGGGCGCCGGGCUCGGUGGCGGUCAUCCGUCCGGGGUGCAGGCGGCGGCCGCUACCUCGUCGACCGGUGCGGCAGGAGCUGCGGCCGCUGACGCGUCGGGCGACAAGAAGAAGCGCAAGAAGAAGAAGAAACCGCCGAAGGAGCGCAAACCGCGCCCGAAGCCGGGCGAAAUCCAGGUGCGGACGGCGCUGGACGGCAGCUUGCUGUUUCUCUGCCCGGAGUGCCAGAUGGCGUACCCGGAGCGGGAACUGCUCGAGCAGCACCUGAUCGGGCACAAUCUGGAGCGCCGCUUCAUCUGCGACAUCUGCAACGCGGCGCUGAAGCGGAAGGACCACCUGACCCGCCACAAGCAGAGCCACAACCCGGAGCGCCCGUUCGCCUGCACGAUCUGCCUGAAGGCGUUCAAGCGCAAGGAGCAGCUGACGCUCCACUUUGUCAUACACUCCGGCGAGAAGCGGCACGUGUGCCAGGAGUGUGGCAAGGGCUUCUACCGGAAGGAUCACCUCCGAAAGCACACCCGAUCGCACAUUGCCCGCCGGCUGAAGGCGGAACUGAGCCAGCAGGGUGGUAACGGUACCGACGCUGGCGCCUCCCCUAGUACCUCCCGUGCUGGCCAGGCACAAAUCGCGACUGCCGCCCAGCAGCAGCAGCAGCAGCAGCAGCAAUCGGCACAACAGCAAUCCCCCAUGCAGCAGCAGCUACAACCGCCCCAGUAUCACUCGCUCACCCAAGCGCCGGGCCAGUCGCAGAUGAUGUCGUAAGAGAGUAGGGGGAAGCAGCAGCAGCAGCAGCAGCAGCAACAACAGCCACAACAAAUCGCAAUUCAUUGUAGACUAGGGAGAAUUAUUAUCUAAAAAAAACACUACCACGUGCGCGGCUCUUCUGAUAAAGCAACGUUGCAUCAAAAAAGAGGGAACGCUCGGGGCCGGGCCACACACUACACCACGGGGGCGGGGCCGGCCCCACCACAUAUUAAGACUAAACAAACAAACAAAAAAUCAUUAAGCUAAUACAUACAUUAUCUUCCGGUAGUAGAAGAAGGCACAUUUGUCUUUUUUUUUGUUUGUCGUCACAAAAAGGGAAAACAAUUUAGGAGCGACACGCAGGAUAGCAGAGGGAUGGUUUUGUGCAAUCGCGUGAAUGGUGAAAUGAACUUUGUUUGUUUGAAAUGAAUUAGGCUUUAGGCGGUCCAGGCAGGUCCAGUGGUAGGACCGGAAAAGGCCGUUCGUGAGAUUCGUUCCCGCGGACUUUGAGUGUCACCCUGUCGUGCGGGUACUAGUUGACGAAUUUCACUAUUACGCGCAAGGGGAGGGCCCAUCAUAACGCAUGUCUAAGAAAGCCUGUAAAAGGCUGGCAUUAUUUAGGUCGGUUUAUUCUACGCCAAGAACAAGAAGAACAAGCAACUGUUUAGCAAUAAGAGAGUGAAAAAAAUAUAAAAAACGCGAUACAAAAAAAAAAUAACGAAAUUCCAGCCCAUUCAACCAUUUCAUCCACACAACAUGUCCCAGACUGUCGACUGUAAUCGCGGUGUAAAAUAAGUCUCUGAACAGUUCUACACCGCACCCCACCCGUGUAAAAAGCCUUAGCUGUUAACAGGAAAAAAAGGGAUUUUCUCCAUUUUCUCAAACACUCAAUCACAAACACACAGCACAUACUAAUGGGGAAACAAACCCUCGCUCAGGUUGAACGCAGAUAUGAGGCGGUAGUAGGGAAACUAUUUUAAACGGGAAAGAAAAGAAUCAUAAAUAGACAAUUGACUGCAAAUACGCGCGCACUUUCAGGCUGAUAAUGAUCCUUUUUUCAGUACGGCUGCGGUGAGUGUGUAACAAUGGUAGUGAAAUAGUGAAUUAACAACACCCUUAAGGUCUGAGGGAAUAACACACAACCGCGAGAUCGUUUAGCGAUACGCACUGCCGCCCAUGCAGCUACAGCUAGUCGGUUUUACUCUCUUCUAGUCCCAAUUUUGUUUGGUGUUUUUUUUGGCGGGCAAAAAACUAACUUAAAUUUCGUAACUAAUCCCGGAGCGGAAACGGAAAAUCGAACAAUUCUUCUAGACUUAACACGUGUGCGCGUGGGAGAGAGCACGUGCGCGCGCACGCACGCACGCCAACAGCAGCCAUGCAACGAAGAGGCCUUUCGCGGUGGUAGGAGGGCGAAGAAGGGGAAAGGCCUGUGUCUAGCUGGUAAGGAUUGAAGUGGAAAGUUGCAGUUGAGGCAGUAGCAAUGUGUGCGGGGAAAGACGAAUCUAGUUGUGACACAUCGUCGAUCCCGCGCGGUCCUAUAGAUUUAACUAAAUCAAUACACUAUUUAACGCGUAAAUGAGAAUAAUAAUAAUAAAACACAGUACUAACACGAAACAAA